Molecule: messenger RNA, 1741 nt
Organism: Phycomyces blakesleeanus NRRL 1555(-)
Lineage: Eukaryota; Fungi; Mucoromycota; Mucoromycetes; Mucorales; Phycomycetaceae
Exons: 11
Coding region: 53-1711 (552 amino acids)
Molecular function (GO): asparagine synthase (glutamine-hydrolyzing) activity
Source: RefSeq, a predicted model, not a curated record
AUAUAUAUUAAAAAAAAUUAUUACACUCACAUAUACAUACGUAUAUCAAUCUAUGUGUGGUAUAUUAUUCUCUAUUUCUGACACUCGGCCCGAGAAUUCGCCCUUGUGGAAUUCUCUCGAGGCACUCAACACAAAGCGAGGACCCGAUGCUCAGCAAACUCACGUCAUUACAAUUCAAGAUCAACAAGCACAACUAUAUUUAAGAUUCUUCUCAUCAGUCUUGCAUCUUCGUGGUGAUCAUGUCGUCCCUCAGCCAAUGACACCUGCCACUGGCGACGUAUUGAGUUGGAAUGGCGAAAUAUUUGGUGGACUUGAAAUCACUUUGGGAGAAAAUGAUACAGAGGUAUUAGUGCGUCGAUUGGCUGGAAUCAGUCCCACAGAUACAUCAGAAAAGGCAGUUUUGGAUAUCCUGACACAGAUCGAAGGCCCAUUUGCAUUUGUUUUUUGGCAGGCGCACACCAAUAGACUAUGGUUUGGACGUGAUUGUCUUGGACGUCGGUCGUUAUUGUGGGCACGUUCCAAGAGUCUCACAAACAAAAGCUUUAUGUUGAGCUCUGUAGGACCUUCUUCUGCUUCUUCAGAUUCAGGAUCAGAUAAUGUUGUGUGGGAGGAGGUUCCUGCAGACGGUUUAUACUGUAUUCAAAUGGAAGAUAUCGAGACAGAAACAACAGACGAAUCUGUAUUUGGACAUCCAAUCCGUCACUUUUCCUGGGUUCAGCAAGAAAAUUCUGGACCAAAUACAUUGCCAUUGCCUUUUCCUUUAAUCAAUCGAUAUGUGCCUAAAGACCUUUCCGUUGAUACCAGAGAAGGAGAGCCUGUCGUAGAUGGUGAGAUGGAAACCGCUAUAGAAGAAUUUACUCUUGUUCUGAGCGAGUCUGUCCGAAGACGUGUAGCUGAUGUUCCAUCUCUUGGUCCUAUCGAAGCAUGUGCCAGAGUGGCCAUAUUGUUUUCUGGGGGCUUGGAUUGCAUAACUCUUGCUGCAUUAGCUCAUCAACACUUGCCUCAUUGUGAGCCUAUUGAUCUUCUUAAUGUCGCGUUUGAGAACCCUCGUCGUGAGCAGGCUCUUCAAAAACCAAAAAAAAAGAUUGCACCAGAAAGAAUAUGGAAUUUUGUGGAAAUCAAUGUUCCUUACCCAGAAGCCAUGUCUCACAAACAGAGGAUUAUUGAAUUAAUGUAUCCAUUAGAUACAGUGAUGGACCUGAGUAUUGCUAUGGCAUUCUGGUUUGCCUCUCGUGGUGAAGGAACAAUUGAUGACAAUGGCAAUACAAAGCCAUAUCAUAGCCGAUCUCGAGUAUUGCUCUCUGGAUUAGGAGCAGAUGAACAAUUGGGUGGGUAUUCCCGCCACAAGGAUGCAUUCCGCCGUGGUGGCUGGGAUAAAGUUAUUGAAGAGACACAAAUGGAUGUGGACAGAAUUUCUACCCGUAAUUUAGGUCGAGAUGAUCGUAUAAUGUCAGAUCAUGGGAAAGAAGUCCGUUUCCCGUUCUUGAGUACAGAUGUUGUAAAUUGGUUGUGUCGCUGCCCAAUUUAUAUCAAAAUGGAUCUUCGUUAUGAGCGAGGUAUUGGCGAAAAGCUUCUUUUGCGUAACGUAGCUCGUCGACUGGGGUUGUCUGAGGCAAGUAAGAAUUGGAAAAGGGCCAUUCAAUUUGGGGCCAAGACUGCCAAGAUGACAGAUAGCUCUAGGUCAGAAAAAGGACAGCACAAACUCUCUUGAUAAAUAUAAAAUUCAAAUUCAAAUUACAGC